CAUACACAUUACACUUGUACCGUGUGUAGCGCCUAGCCAUGUGCUUUCUGGAGUGUUGUCCGUAGUUUCCAUAUUUCAUAUCUGUUGUGUUGUAUUUUAUCUGUGACUUCAUAUAGUGUCAAGUGUUAGCUUAUAUAAACAAACGAUAUAGACUGUGUUGCACAGGACGUAAUAUGAUUUUAUGCUAUUGACGACAAUUCUUGGACACUGGUCAGAUUUGGGCUUGACCAUGAAUGAACAGGAAUGUAAGGAUAGUCGAGAACCCAGCCAACUCGGUUGACGAUUUUCAUUUCUAUACUCAUGGCGUAAUGCAAUCCACAAACAACGAUGUACUCUUGGAUCUUAUUUUGAUGGCGCUUUUAAAAUUCAACGUCUAUGACAAAGUUUAGCAAAAAAUGUUUGAAUUAUGAAAAUGUGAAGCUGUGGAGAGUUUGUAAUUUAAGCAUUUUUCUUCCAACUGUGAUAUAAAAACAAAAAAAAACCCACCAUGAUUGGAUAUUUUCUAUGCAACAUGGAUUUUACCUCGUUGGCGUCUACUCGGGCGGUCCUGGUUCGAAUCCUCGCCAUCCUUAUGGUUGUGACGCCCACGUGGUGUGAAUUAUCGGGUGACGAGAUCUAUAUAGACACUCAACAUUCCAUAAAUGAAGACUUUGACAUAACCAUUCCAACUUUUUAUGACCCAGAAGGACAACAUGUCUCCCAUGAUCAGUUACAUCACCAUUUCCAUCAAAAACAAUAUCAUUACCAUGACAACAGAGAAAGGCGCGAUACCUCAUAUCAAAACGUUAGUGUGCUACAGGCCGAAGUAGAGGGAUUUGGACAUAAAUUUCAAAUCAAAUUAUGGCAGAAUCAGCAAUUGUUAGCCCCCGGAUUUAAAGUGUAUAGGCGUGGAAACCAAAGACAAGAUGGCAUGCAAGAAGAUCAAGCGGAGACAACUCGAGCUUGGUCCCAAUCUCAGUGUCAAUAUACCGGAAGUGUGACGUCACACAAUGGUGCGCCAGCUUCGAUUUCACUGUGUGAUGGUGCUAGCGGAGUAAUACGAACUGCAGAAGAGGAUUUUAUUCUAGAACCAAUCAAAAGACACCGAAUUCGCGGGAAGCAGGGUCAAGGUCGUCCACAUAAGAUAACCCGGCGUUCCUCACGACUCGCUGAUCAAACCCAGUACUGUGGCAAACAAACUCAGGAGAAAAGAGCUAUGUACAAUAGUCGGACAGGUACUAUCAAAGAGACACAGCCACACACCAUUAAAAAGCGAUCGCCCUUCAAAUUGCGCUUCCGGUCACCUAACCUGCCAGAGGAAGAGAAGACCGUAGAGACCCUGGUUGUGGUGGAUAAGACCAUGUACUAUAAACACGGGGACGAGAAUAUCACAACAUAUACACUCACUCUGUUCAACAUGGUGGCAGAUUUGUACAAAGAUUCAAGUCUAGGGAAAAAACUGGAUAUUGUUUUGGUCGGACUCAUUCUACUGGAGGGGGACGAGACUGGACUUGAGAUUGGUUACCAUGCCGACAAGACGCUCAACAGUUUUUGUUCCUGGCAGUCAGUGCUGGUUGGACCCAAGGGGAGACAACACGACCACGCUAUUCUCCUCACGGGCAUGGAUCUGUGCUCCUACAAAAACGCCCCAUGUGACACGUUAGGUUUUGCCCCCAUAGAAGGAAUGUGUAACCGGAUAAGGAGCUGUACUAUUAACGAAGACACUGGUCUCUCUACAGCCUUUACAAUCGCACACGAAAUGGGACACAAUUUUGGCAUGUUCCAUGACGGAGAAGGAAAUUACUGUACCCAGUCUGCUGGGACGAUCAUGUCACCCACGCUAAUGGGGAAGGAUGGUUUGUUCCACUGGUCUAUCUGUAGUAAGGCCUACCUUAUGCGCUUCCUCAACACUCCUCAGUCAAACUGUCUCUCGAACAAACCGAAACAUGUGGCCGAGCUGACCUUUCCGGACAAGCUUCCCGGUGAACUGUAUAAUGCAGAUAUCCAGUGUAAAUGGCAGUUCGGAAACCGGGCUAAACUCUGUACAUAUGACUUCGGAAAGGAAUCUUCUGUCCGUCCACAGGACAUCUGUAAGUCGCUGUGGUGCUAUAGAGGGAAGAAGAGGUGUGAGACAAAGUUCCUUCCGGCAGCAGAAGGCACCUCAUGCGGUUCUGGUAUGUGGUGUCGCCAGGGUGAAUGUGUCAGGUUUGGUCAAAAUGGUCCGGAGCCAAUUGACGGGCAGUGGUCAGUUUGGGCGGAGUGGUCGGAAUGUUCUAGGUCAUGUGGAGGGGGAGUCACCGUCCGAGAAAGGGAAUGUAACCAACCACUUCCACAGUACGGUGGUCGUCCAUGCCAAGGAGACGAAAAAGUUUUCAAGAUGUGUAAAAUGGAGGAAUGCCCGGAUGGUGAUGACGACUUCUAUGCGGUUCAGUGUACUUCUUACGACAAGAAACCAUUUCGAGGCUGGUACUUGAAAUGGAAACCACACCAGAAUCUUCAAAACGUCCGAGAUCCAUGUACGCUUCAUUGUAUUGCCGAAACAUUCAACUAUGUCUUCACAAUCACACACACCGCCGUGAAUGGAAUGCGAUGUCAGGACGACGACAGCAUAUGUGUGGAAGGCACGUGUAAGCCAAUCGGAUGUGAUUUGAUAUUGGGAUCUAAUUCGUCGAACGAUGCAUGUGGCGUUUGCAAGGGAGACAACUCUACCUGCCGAAAAAUCAUGGGGGAGUAUAUGGAACAGCCAAAGUUGAACACGUACUUCCCUGUCGCCAUACUUCCGAAGAAUGCUCGUUCAAUACGAAUCCUUGAAAAUUCCUUAACUUCCAACUACAUAGCGAUCCGCGACAUAUUUGGGAAGUAUUAUCUAAAUGGACAGCGCCGUGUGGCAUGGCCGGGGGAAUACACGUUCGGAGGGGCUAGGUUUUAUUAUCGGCGUGCUUACGACGAACCGGAAGUACUAGAGAGCGCAGGCCCACUAACCGAGGAUCUUGUUAUAGAGAUUCUUGUCCAAGAUCACAACACCGGGAUUACGUACGAGUACUACAUGCCACGCCCCCCGAACGACACCAGGGUGGUAACGAAUGCACCUAAGAUCUUUACAUGGAGUAUAUCGGUAUCCUCUUGUAGCGAGCCGUGUGCUGGAGGGACGAAGACUGUGACCGCACUAUGCCACAGAAAUCUGUACCAGGAAGUAAACUCGAGUGAUUGCGACCAGAGCGAGAAACCAGAAACAGGUGUCUUCCCAUGUAACGAGAUGGCAUGUCCUCCCAGGUGGAUCCCUGAGGAGUGGCAGACGUGCACCAGGACAUGCGGCGGGGGACAUCAGAAGCGGAAAAUCUAUUGUCGUCAGCGGAUUUCUUCAACCAAGAACAAAAAGCUGCGACGGGCAUCUUGUGUACAUCUGCCUCGUCCUCUUCGGUCACGGAGAUGUAACGAACAGGAGUGUCACCCAGACUGGCACACAGGCAAAUGGUCAAAGUGCUCAGUAAGCUGUGGUAUUGGUGAACGGACGCGCAAGGUCACGUGUCGUCAGCGGCUGCGCAAAGGGUAUAAACUUCUACAGGAAACAAGCUGUCAGGCCUCCAAACCAGAUAUUAUUAAAACAUGCCGAAAGAGAGCUUGUCCGAACAGACAUAACAAUGACUGGCACCUGUCACCAUGGGGACCGUGUUCUAAAACGUGUGGGCGAGGGGUUCGAUCCCGUUACCUAAGAUGUCGACAAAAAAGCUUUACGGGGACACGUAAAUAUGUGGCUGUGAACAACAGUCAUUGCGAGACGGUCCCCAAACCCAGCGUCGCCAUGACGGAACCAUGUCAACUGAUGAUCUGCCCCAUGUCGCUCGUCUGGUCAUUGAGGUGGACGGUAUCAGCAUGGUCCCAGUGCUCGGUGACCUGUGGCGAGGGAGAACAAAGGAGACAAGUGAAGUGUGUAAAUCAUAAAGGAGAAAGGGUCAGCGGGUGUGAUCGGGAAACUAAACCAGUUAUGUCCAGGAACUGUCGAAGUGCCAGCUGUGUACAAAAUGGGUCGGGUUGUCAUGAUAAAUAUGCAUGGUGCCAUCUCGUCCCAGAACAUAACGUUUGCGACCACGAAUUCUACGGACUGAACUGUUGCGCCACCUGUCGGAGCCGAAGAUAAUAACACGUGUUCUGUUGUGAUGUUAGUAAAUCGGAUAGUCAGAGACAGGACAUGUAUGGACGCUCAUUACAAUUGACCUGUGUCACCAGAGACCCUUCUGUUACGAAGCAUUUUAUCACAUAAUGACGAUAUAGUCUUUUCUUGGAGGAACAUUUUAUAUAAGGAAAUGCAUAUUGUCGCAAUGGACCCUUUAUCGGACUUAAUUAAGCGAUUGAUCUCCCAUGCUGAAUUUAUUUGACGUACAAUGUUAUAGGAAUAACUCUGAUUCCCAGGAAGGAGUGAGAGUGGGGAAGGUGGAUGUUUUCACUAUCAAAAAUAAUACGGAGUCACUUGUUCAUUUCAUCUUGUAAGGUAUGAAAGGUGUUUUAUAUCACUUAUCGCAACAAAACACCAGCACAGAUUUUAAGCAUUAUUUCAUUGUCGAUACCCUUUCAUCUCUGUACAGGUUUUUUUUAUAUUUAUAUAUGUGUGUGUCUUUUAAAUUUGGAGUUUCUAUCACUAUAUGUCAAACGGUGGUCAUGUUUUACAAUAUAUUUCAGUUUUUUAUGUUUGAUUUCAAAAUAAGUUGAAUAUACAUAUUGUAUAUAUACCAGAACUCUACCUAUGAUAACAAUGUUAAAAUGUUGUAUUUCUAAAGGUUUAUGUCAAUAAUUUUUUGUACUGUUAUAUGGUUGUUUUGAUUACAGUGUACGUAUCCUAUACAUUGGUCACAGUAAACGGUACUACAUAAAGUAGCCGUAUCCUGACCGGAAGUCUAUGCAAUACAUACUAUGCAAUUAAUGUUUGUGAAAUGCCUCGAUGAUGUCCCACUGUCAAUAACAUGUGCUGGUAAUGUUAAAUAAAUUAUAGUGUUUGUGAACU
Messenger RNA from Pecten maximus, 4978 nucleotides. RefSeq names its product A disintegrin and metalloproteinase with thrombospondin motifs 18-like. The coding region runs from base 488 to 4117 and encodes 1209 amino acids. The record is from RefSeq and is a predicted model, not a curated record. NCBI's taxonomy places the organism in Eukaryota, Metazoa, Mollusca, Bivalvia, Pectinida, Pectinidae. The transcript has 24 exons. Gene Ontology annotation, biological process: extracellular matrix organization; proteolysis. Gene Ontology annotation, cellular component: extracellular matrix. Gene Ontology annotation, molecular function: metalloendopeptidase activity.